Molecule: messenger RNA, 4460 nt
Organism: Acanthopagrus latus (yellowfin seabream)
Lineage: Eukaryota; Metazoa; Chordata; Actinopteri; Spariformes; Sparidae
Gene: klc1b
Product: kinesin light chain 1b
Exons: 15
Coding region: 174-1799 (541 amino acids)
Biological process (GO): microtubule-based movement
Cellular component (GO): cytoplasm; membrane-bounded organelle; kinesin complex
Molecular function (GO): kinesin binding
Source: RefSeq, a predicted model, not a curated record
UAGAUAGAUAGAUAGAUAGAAAGAAGAAAAGUAGCGAAAACAAAACAUGACGUCACAUCAACCCAGCCGCAGAGGCUGCUGGGAGAAUCUUGCUGUGCUGGAGACAUUUUGGAUUUAAAGGGGCUGAGCUAGCCGUCAGUCCUAGCUCUCGGUUUCCCUGAGCAACAUAGAAGAUGUCCACCAUGGUGUAUCCACGGGAAGAGAAGCUGGAGAAGCUCUCUCAGGAAGAGAUCAUCUCCAACACGAAGCUGGUAAUCCAGGGUCUGGAGGCCCUGAAGAAUGAGCACAACUCAAUCCUCCACAGCCUCCUGGAGACCAUCAAGUGCCUAAAGAAGGAUGAAGAGGCCAACCUGGUGCACGAGAAAUCCAACCUGCUCCGCAAGUCAGUGGAGAUGAUUGAGCUGGGCCUGGGAGAAGCACAGGUGAUGAUGGCCCUCUCCAACCACCUGAACGCGGUGGAGUCUGAGAAGCAGAAACUGCGCGCUCAGGUGAGGAGGCUUUGCCAGGAAAACCAGUGGCUGAGGGACGAGCUGGCCAACACCCAGCAGAAGCUGCAGAAGAGCGAGCAGAGUGUGGCCCAGCUGGAGGAGGAGAAGAAGCACCUGGAGUUCAUGAACCAGCUCAAAAAAUAUGAUGAGGACAUCUCACCCACUCAGGAGGAGAAGGACCGCGAGACACCGAAGGACUCCCUAGAUGACCUCUUCCCCAAUGACGAGGAGGAGCAUGGGCAAGGAAUGCAGCACCAACACAACAGCGCCGCCGUGGCUGCAGCCCAGCAGGGAGGCUACGAGAUCCCAGCUCGUCUGAGAACCCUGCACAACCUGGUGAUCCAGUACGCCUCCCAGGGCAGGUAUGAGGUGGCUGUCCCCCUCUGCAAGCAGGCUUUGGAGGACCUGGAGAAGACCUCUGGACACGACCACCCAGACGUGGCCACCAUGCUCAACAUCCUGGCUUUGGUCUAUAGGGAUCAGAACAAAUACAAAGAGGCCGCCCAUCUGCUCAACGAUGCUCUGUCCAUCCGGGAGAAAACCCUGGGCAAAGACCAUCCUGCUGUUGCUGCAACUCUGAACAACCUGGCUGUGCUGUAUGGAAAGAGGGGGAAGUACAAGGAGGCCGAGCCUCUGUGUAAGAGGGCUCUGGAGAUCAGAGAAAAGGUCCUGGGGAAGGACCACCCCGAUGUGGCCAAACAGCUGAACAACCUGGCCCUACUCUGCCAGAACCAGGGCAAGUACGAAGAGGUGGAGUACUACUACUGCCGCGCCCUGGAGAUCUACGAGUGCAGGCUGGGCCCAGAUGAUCCCAAUGUCGCCAAAACCAAGAAUAACCUGGCGUCCUGCUUUCUCAAACAGGGGAAAUACAAGGAGGCCGAGGUCCUGUACAAAGAGAUUCUGACUCGUGCUCAUGAGAAAGAGUUUGGAUCUGUCGAUGCUGAAAACAAGCCCAUCUGGAUGCAUGCAGAGGAAAGAGAGGAAAUGAGCAAGGGCAAGCACAGAGACAAUACUCCGUACGGAGAGUAUGGCGGCUGGUACAAGGCCUGCAAAGUCAACAGCCCCACAGUGAACACCACCCUGAGGAACCUGGGGGCCCUGUACCGCCGACAGGGCAAGCUAGAGGCUGCUGAGACCCUGGAGGAGUGCGCUGUGAGGUCUCGCAAGCAGAGCAACACAGGCAUCGACCCCAUCAACCAGACACGUGUGGUGGAGAUCCUGAAGGAUACAGACGGUGACAGGCGGAGGAGCAGGGACAGCCUGUCCAGCGUUAAGUAUGAGAGCGGCUCUGAGACCGGCGAGGAAGCCUAAGCCAUCAAGAUUAUUCCUCCAUCCUUCUCUCCUUCCCCAACACAAUAGCAAAAAGGAUGCGUGUCCCCUCUGGCCUUCUCUGUCCCAACAAUACAACAGCUCCUCUACCAUUCCCGGCGCCCUCUCCUCCGGCAGAGACUCAGAAACGCUCCCCCCCACUCCUGGUUAUCACCUCUGUCCUCUGUUCAUCUGACAGCUGCUGCUGGGACGUUUGGUCUUCUCAUCUCUGCUCUGUCCUUUUUCCUCUCACUAACCCCGUGUCGCACACUGUUUCAGAAAUCGUCACUUCAACUAUCUCUCUCACUUAACAUUAAAAGAACAAAGUCAUAGUGUGUGAAAUCUUUUCCCUGUGAGGAAGUUACUUGCAUAUUUUCCUCUCUCCAACAACCAUUUGUAAUAUUUCAUAGGUGCAUAGUAGAUUUAUUUGGCUAGAUAGAGGAGCAGGAGAGUAGUGUAUUGGAAGAAGGCAAAUCAGAAUUGCUGAAAGACCUCUAGGAUCAGUGUCACCUUUUGACAGCAGCCAUGGCUCCAGACAUCACUCCAACCUUUGUAGUGUUUGUUCCCAAGACAGUUUGUUCUAGUCCUGCCCUGCUAUGCUGUGACUGGCGACUGCUUGUUACCUCUACACACAGUGAAAGGGUCUAUCUAUGAGCAUCACUCUACGAUUCUGUCUUAAAACCAAACCAUGAUCUUUUCCUAAAUCUAAUAGUUUUUUUUUACCCUAAACUGACUGAAAACUUGAAAAUAUUUUUUGAAAAUGAAAAUAGUAAGUCAGCUGGCAGUAAAUCCAGAAAUAGUAAGUCAUCAUUUGGUUUCACAUGGGACACAAAUGAGGUGAAAGUUCAGUGUGUCACCCAAUUAUCCACUUAGCCUCCUCCCUACUUGGACUUUGUUGCUAUUUAUGCAACAUCCCGUGACUUCUGAAAGCUUUGUAGUAAAGGUACAUCACACUCUAGUGUAUAGAAAGCAGUAAUGACUGUCAGUUGUGGCCGCAGAUCUUUAACUUGUGUGGCUGUUAAUGGGUUUGAAGUCAAGAAAAAAAGCCUCCUGGCAGAACAGGAAGCCCUAGUCAGUCACAGCACAGUGAGGCAAUACUUGGUGAAACUUUCUUGGGAGAAAGAAUAGCACCGCCAACACAGAGAUGGUUAAAACAAUCACUAUAAAAUCAAUAUAUUAGAAAGUGACUGAUUUCCACAGUUGCUUAACAUUGGUCUCACCCAGAAUAUGUUUGUUGCCUUGAGCGCUCAGCAAGUGAAAUUUGACCUCGGAGCUUGCUUCCAACCUGGUGCCUGUAUUUAGCCAUUAUAGUCUCUUUUCUUUCUUUUAACAAAAGUAUUUUUUUUUCUGUUUCUAAUGCUCUAAUGAGAUCAAAUGCCUGAACAGUUGCCUGGAAAUAAAUGGUACCACGUAGCUUCUCAUGCUAACCAAAAUAUUCAUUUUAACUUCUGCAGCCUAGUUGGUAGGAAAUGAGAAAGGGAGCAUUGCUAUUUUUGUUUUUAUAGAUAUAUUUACUUUAAAUUUUUAUAUAAUUUUGUUUACAUUUUUUAAAUGUUGAUUAUUUUGUGGCUGAAUAUUAAGGCGGUAGUUUGUCAACAAUGCCAUGCCUGCUGUGAAAGACCAGAAGCGCCGACGUCAAAAAAAAAACAAAAAAAAACAAAGCUGUCAGCCAAUUGGUUCGACCACAGCAAGCUCUUGUUGCCAUGGUAAUUUAUCUACAAGUUGCUCUUACUGGCUUCAGUGUCUUUGGUUUGAUACGAGUGUUCACACUGGCUCUGCGCUGGUACAACAUGUACACAGCAGCUUGCAUUUACAAAGGGAAUUGGCAACAUUGGCUGAUCUUGUAAAGCCAACAUCGUGCAUAGAUACUGGCCACCCGAGAGAUUGAUAAAUUAUCAUAAUAGAUUUCAAAAUAAAGGACGUAAAUGCCCAGAAUUGCCUUUAUUUGUUGGUGUAGGAGUUUAAGCUAGUAUUAAUGGAAGCCUGGAUUCCGCAGUAGUUCUAGUGUGUAUUUGUGUAUGUUUUGGUGGUACAGUCACAGUGCCCACUCUGGCUAUGGAUACUGUAUUUGAACACAAAGCUUGAUGGAGUUGUGUGUUGCCUUUUUCCUUACACGUUCGUUUGCAAGUAAACAUUGUCACUUUGGUGAAUCAUGUUUUAAGACACAGAAAGUUCAGUGCGAGUGUUUCAAGAUCAACAUGUUAUUUCAGAUGUUUAACUUAACUGAAUGUAAACAGACUUUAACAUCUUGGAAGUGUAAUUGUAGGCUGUAUUUAUAGAUUUGACAAGUGCAUUCACUAUACGGCUGUUCAGUAUGCUACUUGCCUUGAUUCUUCAUUCCUUCCAACGAGUAACUCCUAUACUUCUAAUGCAACUCUGAUCAAAAGAAUUGACUAUGUACAUCACAUAAUUAUGACAAUAUUGUUGUGUUAGUGGAAUGCUUAUUUAUUGAACUGUCUAUUCUUGACAUAUAUAGUGUGACUUCAGUUUCCUAAAGUGGAAGAACAUAAAUGGUAAGGUCUAUAAGCACUAUCUUAGUAAGUAGGACUGCAUUAUAUAUUGCCAUUCUGCAUUGUGAUGAUUACUGCAUCAACACUUGUUGGUAUUCUCAAAUAAAGUUUUUCAUUUGUGAAGUUUUGUCUUUUCUCUGCAUCGGAUGGUGAG